Messenger RNA from Pestalotiopsis fici W106-1, 552 nucleotides. RefSeq lists its product as uncharacterized. The transcript has a single exon. Lineage: Eukaryota; Fungi; Ascomycota; Sordariomycetes; Amphisphaeriales; Sporocadaceae. Bases 1 to 552 code for a protein of 183 amino acids. The record is from RefSeq and is a predicted model, not a curated record.
AUGUCCUUGAAGCCAACGUGGGCGGUACCUGAACCAGGAUUUGACGAAACUAAGAACGAACACGUUCUCAAAAUGUACAAAACCCUUGCAGAUGGCUCAAGGCCGGCAAUGGUUCAGCAAACCCAAACGGCAGCCAGUCUAGAGGCACGAAUCGAGGAGAAGCUCCAGGACUUUACUCAUCAGAUUGGACGAGCACCAACCGAGGAAGAGAAGAAAUGGAUAACACAAGUUGAAACUCGAUGCAGUGGUUGGUUGGAAGGCCUCCGUGUUGAUCUCCAAGGCAAGACCACAGUCCCUGUUUCUCAUCUCAAUCGUCUUGAGGACCAACAGGAGAAGGUCAUCUUGUACUUUUCGAGGGAGUUAAUGGACCUCAAAGCCGCUAAUGCUCGCGAUUCUCGGGGGUUCAACCAUGGUAACUUGAGCGGCAAUGCUGAUGGUUCAAAAGAUUCGGCCAAGGAGCUACAAAAGCAAGUUGAUCAAUUGAAACUACAAUUGCAAGACAUGGACAGUCAACUUGAGAACCUCAAAGGAGGACAGCCAAAAGCUCUCUGA